GUUAAAUAAGUUGACCCUUACGUUACAUUCAUUUUGCAAAGUGAUUAUAUUAUAAAAAUAUUACAUGAAAAAAAGAUUAAAAGAAGAUGUCGAUCAUUUCAAAUGUGCUACGGGGUUUCGAUUACAUAUUCGAUGAUUUGGGAGAUCCACGAGUGAAGGAUUGGUGGUUGAUGAAGAGCCCGUGGCCGGUACUCACUGUGCUGGGAGCGUAUUUGUAUUUCUGCAGCUACAAGGGACCUCAGUACAUGAAAGACAAGAAACCAUACAGACUGAAAAAUGUUUUAAUUGUUUACAACAUUGUGCAGAUUGCUUUGAGCGUUUACUUAACUUAUACGGGUUUAGUUUACGUCUACAAAACAAGCUAUAGAUUUACCUGUCAAGAUAUAAAUUAUUCAAACGAUCCGGAGAAUUUGAGGUGGGCAUCCAUUGUAUAUUUGUACUUCAUAGCGAAGAUCACUGAACUCUUGGACACCGUGUUCUUCGUGCUUCGAAAAAAGCAAAAUCAAGUCACCUUUCUACAUUUAUACCAUCACACUUUAAUGCCGUUGCUCUCUUGGUACGGCACUAAAUAUUACGCUGGAGGCCAAGCUAUUCCUGAAGGAACAGUAAACUCAUUCAUUCAUGUUAUCAUGUAUGGUUAUUACUUGGUAGCCGGUCUGGGACCGCAGUACCAGAAGUACUUGUGGUGGAAGAAGCAUCUCACCUCAAUGCAGCUCAUUCAAUUCUGCCUCGUCUUGUAUCUGAAUGUCGUUGGACUGUUCUCUCAGAACUGCAAUUACCCGAAAUCACUGAACGUCAUUGUGGUGACAAACUGCUUGGCCUUCCUAUACAUGUUCGGAAGGUUUUACUACAACAGUUACGUCAAAAACAAUCGUGGAAAAUCUGAAGUUGAAAUAAAAGAAAGCUAAUAAGGAUCAACGAAUAUAAAAUGUCUUUAUCGCUCAAUAACCUGCAAGUUAUCCGAGAUUUCUAUCUAUAGCUAGCGGUGGAUGUCGACUAAAGACAAUACAUUCCUGUGAUGUUUAUCAAGUAUCCUAUUCAAAACUCACCCGCGCAUUAAAGAUUUGUGUAAUAUUACCGAGUAUCUGUGAAGUCAAUUGGGAAUUACAGCAUUAAAAAUAUUAGUAUUGGAAUUAUCC
Bombyx mandarina (wild silkworm) is the source of this 1139-nucleotide messenger RNA. Its product is annotated as very long chain fatty acid elongase 7. NCBI's taxonomy places the organism in Eukaryota, Metazoa, Arthropoda, Insecta, Lepidoptera, Bombycidae. Gene Ontology annotation, biological process: very long-chain fatty acid biosynthetic process; sphingolipid biosynthetic process; fatty acid elongation, monounsaturated fatty acid. Gene Ontology annotation, cellular component: endoplasmic reticulum membrane. Gene Ontology annotation, molecular function: fatty acid elongase activity. The record is from RefSeq and is a predicted model, not a curated record.